Molecule: messenger RNA, 2070 nt
Organism: Passer domesticus (house sparrow)
Lineage: Eukaryota; Metazoa; Chordata; Aves; Passeriformes; Passeridae
Gene: TCEA1
Product: transcription elongation factor A1
Exons: 9
Coding region: 74-1084 (336 amino acids)
Biological process (GO): positive regulation of transcription by RNA polymerase II; transcription elongation by RNA polymerase II; DNA-templated transcription
Cellular component (GO): nucleus
Molecular function (GO): zinc ion binding; nucleic acid binding
Source: RefSeq, a predicted model, not a curated record
GCAGCGCUGCCUGCCGCCUCCCGCGGCCGGCGCUCGACGCGCGCUGCCUGGCGCCGCCCGGGCCGCCGCCGCCAUGGCCACGGAGGACGAGAUCAUCCGCAUCGCCAAGAAGAUGGACAAGAUGGUGCAGAAGAAGAACGCGGCUGGAGCUCUUGAUUUGUUGAAGGAGCUUAAGAAUAUUCCCAUGACCCUUGAGUUACUACAGUCUACCAGAAUUGGAAUGUCAGUGAAUGCAAUACGCAAGCAAAGCACAGAUGAAGAGGUUACAUCUUUAGCAAAAUCUCUUAUCAAGUCUUGGAAGAAGCUGUUAGAUGGACCUUCAACUGAUAAAGAUUCUGAAGAAAAGAAAAAGGAGCCUGCAUCUUCCUCACAAAACAGCCCUGAUGCCAGAGAAGAAAGCAGUUCAAGUAGCAAUUCCAGCAGCAGGAAGGAGGAGGGUAGUGCUCCCUCAAAUUCUUUCAUCCCAUCUUUUCCCCGGGCUCCAAGCACUUCAGAUUCUGUACGAGUGAAAUGUAGAGAAAUGCUCUCUGCAGCUCUCAGAACAGGAGAUGAUUACAUUGCUAUUGGUGCUGAUGAAGAAGAGCUGGGUUCUCAGAUUGAAGAAGCUAUUUUUCAAGAAUUAAAAAACACUGAUAUGAAAUACAAAAACAGGGUACGAAGUAGGAUAGCGAAUCUCAAGGAUGCAAAGAACCCUAACCUAAGGAAAAAUGUAUUAUGUGGAAACAUUCCUCCUGACAAGUUUGCCAAAAUGACAGCAGAGGAAAUGGCAAGUGAUGAGCUGAAAGAAAUGCGCAAGAAUCUGACCAAAGAAGCUAUCAGAGAGCACCAGAUGGCUAAAACAGGAGGUACUCAAACUGAUCUGUUUACGUGUGGCAAGUGCAAAAAGAAGAACUGUACAUACACCCAGGUUCAAACCCGCAGUGCUGAUGAACCCAUGACAACAUUUGUUGUCUGUAAUGAAUGUGGAAACAGAUGGAAGGUAAGACUGUUAGACUGCUCUGCAUAUUUGAUAGCAGGCAGCCUGCCUCUGUGGUUAAUUUGGGUUUACAGUAAAUGUGACAAAUCACUUUCUGUUGACUUUUAGUUACUUCUUAACCCAUUAAUGAUAUUACAUGUUGAGAUUGCAAAAUUGUUUUAAAUUAGAAAUGUAUUUUAGAAUGAAGGUGUGAGAUCUCUCAAGAAGAUUGGUGGCAAAGGGAGAGAGAAGUCAGGACUUAGUCCUUGUGACAUUUAGUUACAAUACUGCUUUGCCAUGCAAAGUGGUGAAAAGCUAGUCACUGUGUUUUCAUUUUCUUCACCCAAAGUUCUUUUAACUGGUUUUAAUCUCUGCAUUGGUGAGUGUAACAGACCUUUUUUAGACCUUUUGUUGUUAUUGUUUUUUCUGUUUUUUUGCUAUUCUGAAAAGAAGAAGUAAUAAAAAAGAGAGAUGACUUAUGCUAUAUUCCUGUGCCAGGAUAAGUGUAGAGCAGUGAUAACUUGAUUGAAUCUUUUUUUUAAGUUUGGGAAACAAGAAUUUAUAAAGAUUCUGAGAAACACUGGUAGUUCAAUAAAAUGGAGAAACACUGAAACAUGAAAGCUUGUAAAAUUUACAGUUGAAGGUGUGAUCACAUGCCAUAGGAGGCAUGAUAACCUCAUUCUGGUUUUUUUCCUAUGUUCAGAAUGCUGCAGCUCUGCGGGGCCAUGCCAUGGUAUACAUUGAGACUACCACAUAAAAAAAAAUUUCUGUAUCUUGGUUUACAUAGCUUAUUGCUGAAUAUUGUUAAUAUAUGGGCUCUAAAGAUAUCUAAAUAAUAGAUAUUUAGAUAGAUAAAUAAUAAUAAAUAUCAAAUAAUAAGCUAAUAGAUUUAGAUAUCUAAAUAAUAUAUAAAGCUUAGAAAUUGUUUGAUGGAAUUGUUUGCAGUACCUGAAAAAGUAUAUUUGUCCUUAAAACCUUUUGUAAGGUGGCAGUUACAGAAAUGUUGGUAUACAGAUGCCUGAAGGAAUGGAUAAAAUAUAAGCAAAUGCUAUAAUUAGUAAUUUCCAUAUCCUAAGUCUGGUGUUGUAUUUCUGUUUCUUCUUGCAGAGAUUUAG